AUGCCGCUGCUUAUUGCAAUUUCCAUUUUCGCUGCUAUCUCCUACAUUCUGUACACCGUGGUGUACGCUCUGUACCUUUCCCCCUUACGUCAUAUACCCGGUCCGCUCCUGGCCCGUAUCACGCCAUUACACGACAAGGUGCUGCGACUGCUUGGCCUGCGAACGGAGGUGUGUGAACGAAACUUCCGCAAAUACGGCGACAUCUAUGUGAUCUCGCCCACCUCGGUGUCCAUCUCGAACCCGCACGACUGCUCGACUGUGCUGGCCACGCACAGGUUCACCAAGUCGGCCGAGUACGACAAGAUGGUGAUCUCGCACCCGACCACCUUCUCGACACGCGAUCCGCAGAUGAACAAGAUGCGCCGGCACCAGAUCGGCCCUGCCUUCAACCCCAGCUACCUGCGCGAGAUGGAGCCGCAGAUCCUGGAGCACGGCAUCCUGGCGCUGAAGCAAAAGUGGGACAGCCAGCUGGACCGCGCUGUGGGGCACGACAUCGAGGUCGUGUAUUCUGUUGAUUUUCUGCUGGCCACCUUUGACGUUAUCGGCCUCCUUGGCUACGGCCAGUCGUUCCACGCACUCAAAAACAACGACACUCGCGUUGUACGCUGGGCCCGAUCGACAGUAAAGCUCGCGUUGUACAUGGCGGUUUUCCCGCCUAUCAGGAUGUGGCCGUUCUGCGGACUGAUCAGCGAGCAGCUCAACUAUAUGAAUGAGUGCACCCGAUUUGGCCAGGAAACCAUCCGGGCUCGCAAGUCGGCGGCGUCGCACAGCAACGGCGAUAAACCGCGCGAUGUCCUCCAGUCAUUCAUCGAUUCCGAGGACCCAGGGUCCAAAACCCGAAUGACCGCGGACCAGGUCGAGGCUGAGGUGCGCAUGCUGCUGCUGGCAGCAACCGACACCACCGCGCUGACACUUACGUGGACGCUGCAUCUGCUGCUUCUGCACCCCGAUGCAUACAAGCGGGCUGUCAGCGAGAUUCGCAGCCAGUUUGCCUACGACGAGGUCAUCCGCUCGUCAGGCGCGCGCGCCAAGUUGCCGUUCACAGAGGCCUGCAUCUACGAGGCAAUGCGCCUCCGGCCAGUCUCGGGACAGAACUUCACACGCGAUGUGCCCAGCGGCGGAGUUCAGCUGCAGGGCCACUACAUCCCAGCAGGGUUCACUGUUGGCGUCAAUUUUGCAGGCCACUGCUUGCACCCCACCCUGUGGGACAGCCCCGAGCGCUUCCUCCCCGAGCGCUUCCUGGACAGCCCAAAGGCCAAGCAGACCCUGAUCACCUUUAGCGCCGGCGCCAGGGCGUGCCCCGGGAAAGCACUCGCCUGGAUGGAGAUGCUCACGCUGCUGCCAAACAUCCUGAAGGACUACGACCUGUGUCUGCCCAAGGGUGCGCUAUUUACGCCCGACAACAUUGACCCGGCAACGGGAGAUCCGGCUAUCAUGCCGCGGACCCACUCAGGUGACGGCCCAGCCAAAUGCAGCAGCUACUAACCUUACCCAACGGAACGUACAUUGAAGCUGCAUCGAUCGGCCAUGCUAGGCUUUGUCGCCCUAUUGUUGGGCAACUAUGUAUCGCACGUUGCCACCGCUUUUGAAGCAAUCGGUUGGGCGAUGACAUGUGAAUACCAUUCUGAGGCACCGCCGCCAUGUAUAAAAAUAAAUGACUUUAACAGAG
Molecule: messenger RNA, 1669 nt
Organism: Linderina pennispora
Lineage: Eukaryota; Fungi; Kickxellomycota; Kickxellomycetes; Kickxellales; Kickxellaceae
Product: cytochrome P450
Exons: 2
Coding region: 1-1485 (494 amino acids)
Molecular function (GO): heme binding; oxidoreductase activity, acting on paired donors, with incorporation or reduction of molecular oxygen; iron ion binding
Source: RefSeq, a predicted model, not a curated record